Molecule: messenger RNA, 1398 nt
Organism: Cryptomeria japonica (Japanese cedar)
Lineage: Eukaryota; Viridiplantae; Streptophyta; Pinopsida; Cupressales; Cupressaceae
Product: glyoxylate/succinic semialdehyde reductase 1
Exons: 8
Coding region: 153-1016 (287 amino acids)
Cellular component (GO): cytosol
Molecular function (GO): NADP binding; NAD binding; 3-hydroxybutyrate dehydrogenase activity
Source: RefSeq, a predicted model, not a curated record
AAUUUUAUUUGUCCAUGUGGAAUACACGUUUUAUUACGAUCACAUAUAACAGAGAGACAGGAAUACACCACAAUUACAGGGCCAUCAUUCCCUGCUCGGCCAAUCUUUUUCCAAAAAACCCGAGAGGAAAUUUUUGUUCUUGAAGAAAAGACAUGGAGUUGGGCUUCUUGGGCUUAGGUAUAAUGGGCAAAGCAAUGGCAGUCAACCUGCUCAAGAGUGGAUUCAAUGUGACUGUGUGGAACAGGACAUUAUCUAAGUGUGAAGAGCUUGUGGCCUAUGGUGCUUCUGUAGGCAACACACCUGCAGAAGUUGUGAAGAAGUGCAAGUAUACUAUAGCCAUGCUGGCUGAUCCUCCUGCUGCACUUUCAGUUGUUUUUGACAAGGGUGGUGUCUUGGAGGAAAUGUGUUCUGGAAAAGGAUACAUUGACAUGUCAACAGUUGAUGCUGCCACGUCUACAAAAAUCUAUGAGGGAAUAAUCUCCAAAGGUGGAAGAUUUGUUGAGGCUCCAGUCUCAGGCAGCAAGAAGCCUGCAGAAGAUGGCCAACUGAUUAUACUGGCUGCUGGUGAUAAGUCCUUGCAUGAUGAGGUGAUGCCUGCCUUUGAUGUGAUGGGAAAGAAAACAUUCUUUCUAGGGGACGUUGGAAAUGGAGCCAAGAUGAAGCUUGUUGUCAACAUGAUCAUGGGCAGCAUGGUAAAUGCAUUCUCUGAAGGCCUCGUUCUAACUGAUAAGAGCGGAUUAAGUCAGCAAACGCUGUUAGAUGUCUUGGAAUUAGGUGGAAUCGGCAAUCCAAUGUUUAAGUUGAAAGGGCCAGCUAUGAUUCAACAGAAAUUCCCCCCAGCAUUUCCAUUGAAACAUCAACAGAAGGAUAUGCGUUUAGCACUUGCCCUUGGAGAUGAUGUUGGAGUAUCUAUGCCUGUAGCUGCUGCAGCCAAUGAGGUUUUCAAGAAGGCCAGAAGCAUGGGGCUUGGUGAUCAUGACUUUUCAGCUGUCUAUCAAGCAGUGAAGGAACCAUAAAGAGCUUGUAAAUCUCAUGUGCACAUGAUGUCAUGGAUGGUUGGAAUCAAACCAUCAAAAUAGUAGAAUGACCAGAUGACACUUGUGCAUACUCAUUCUUCAAAUAUCCUGUGUCACAUUUUGAAGAUGGUGGAUAUGAUAUAACUUAUUGACUUGAGAGAAUCACGCCCUUCAAAGAUAUUGAGACAAACAAUUAUAUUAUAUGUUCAGUAAACAUGUUGCACCUUAUUCAUCGUGAUUUUUUCAGCUGCAUACAGUUCUCUGAAUCAUGUCAAUUCUACUCAAUUAAUUGAUUUUCCCCCUUGCAAUUUCAAAAUAAAGAUUGAGAAAAUAUAUCAGUUCUUCAUGAAACAUUUAUUUAUAUAUUUAUACUUACUGGCUA